Molecule: messenger RNA, 444 nt
Organism: Gongylonema pulchrum
Lineage: Eukaryota; Metazoa; Nematoda; Chromadorea; Rhabditida; Gongylonematidae
Source: the annotation of a GenBank genome assembly
UUGCAGGAUCGAGUUGACUUGGCCGAAGAAUUAAGCAGAUUGCUGCCUCGACGAGUUCAUGUUUUAGCUACAAGCCUGAGAAUACGUCUUUUCGUACGCCAAGUGCGUUUCUGGGAUGCGCUGGAAGAAAUCGAAAAAGUACUAAAUGAGGAUGUGUCAUGUUUGCAUGUGCAUACGAAAAUCUGUAAAUCAGUAAUGGAUGAAUUUUAUUCGGCAAUCUCGAGUCGCGAUGACGCUGUCGACGAGGCAAAGCGAUUUUUCACGCUUCAAAAACUUCUCAGCAAAUACAACCGGAGGACGACGAGAUCACUGUCUGAGUUACUUCUCUCAGAUAUGGCUCUCCCAGUGGCAAAGGGAUUUAUGGAGGAUAUUAAAAUUGAAGAAAAGUUAUUGGACAGAAUUGUUGAACACGUUCCAGAGGUGCUUACGGACGACAGGUUGUAA